This is a messenger RNA of Harpegnathos saltator (Jerdon's jumping ant), 3455 nucleotides long. It is a transcript of the gene dsb, whose product is annotated as scavenger receptor class B member debris buster. Bases 1 to 1719 code for a protein of 572 amino acids. NCBI's taxonomy places the organism in Eukaryota, Metazoa, Arthropoda, Insecta, Hymenoptera, Formicidae. The record is from RefSeq and is a predicted model, not a curated record. The transcript has 9 exons. Gene Ontology annotation, cellular component: cytoplasm; membrane. Gene Ontology annotation, molecular function: scavenger receptor activity.
AUGAAGUUCAUCACGUCCUUGUUCGGGACUGGCUCCCCGAAGGCGAUGGGCCGGCAGUACAUGAAGGUCGGCAGAAACGCCCUUUUCGGCGUACAGACUGAUCAGGCCGAGGACAUUUGCACCGAGAAGGUACCGAAGCCUCUUUCCUUGCUGAUCUCCAGGAAAGGAAAGCUCAGACACGGUAGAAUAACAGCGAUCUGCUUAGGUCUUCUCGCACUUGUGAUUGGUAUAGUGCUCAGUAGUAUACCUUGGGUUGAUUACAUCCUCUUAAAACAAUUGCAACUGUGGAACGGCUCGCUUUCUUUUCACUAUUGGCAGAAGCCAGGCGUAGUGCGAUUGACAAAAAUGUAUAUAUUUAACGUAAGCAACACGGAAGCAUUUCUGCAGUACAAUGAGAGACCGAAGCUUCAGGAAGUCGGACCGUUCGUUUUCCGAGAGGAUAUGGAAAAAGUUAACAUCGUAUUUCACAAUAACGGAACGGUCAGCUAUCAGCACAAGAAGAUCUUACAUUUUGUGCCCGAAAUGUCCGAAAACAAAAAUAUCAAGGUGAUAAUACCGAAUAUACCUCUGCUGACAGUUUCGGCUAUGACGAAGAACUUCCCGCGCUUCAUCGUGUUCGGAUUGUCAAUGUUCAUAAGCGGAAUGCAAAUGAAACCGUUUAUUCCGAUAACAGUCGACGAACUCGCGUUCGGCUACGAUGAUCCGUUUGUUAGCCUCGGGCAUCGAUUUUUUCCUAAAGGAAAACGGCCCAUGAGCAAAAUGGGCUUCCUGAUUGGGAGGAACGGCACGUUGAACGAAGUGCACACGAUUUACACUGGAGAAAAAGGUAUGAAGAACUUCGGCUUGCUGAAUCAAUUAAACGGGCUCGAUCAUUUGCCGUAUUGGUCUCAGGCACCCUGCAACUCCAUCAGAGCUUCGGAGGGCUCGUUCUUCCCGCCGCGAGAUGUCACCGGCUCGGACUUUGUUUACAUCUAUGAUAAAGAUUUGUGCAGGAUAUUACCGAUGCAGUAUCGCGGGCCGGUGGAAAAAUCGAGCAUCAAAGUGGAUUUGUACACGCCGAUGGACACGGUUUUCGGAGGUCUGACGCCAGAGAACAAGUGCUUUUGCCCGGACAACGUUGCCGACUGCGCAGUGCAAGGCUUACAGGACGUCAGCCCGUGUCAGUAUAACGCGCCGAUCUUCAUGUCUUUCCCGCAUUUUUACCAAGCGGAUCCCAAAUUGCUGAGCGCCGUUGACGGACUCAAACCAGUCGAGCAUUUGCACAGAUCAUACGCGAAGAUUCAACCGAAACUGGGCGUGCCGCUCGAAGCAAAAAUACGCGUUCAGGCGAAUCUGAAGGUAGAACGGCAGCCCAACAUCGCGGCGGUCGCAAAUUUCCCCGACAUCAUGUUUCCGAUUAUGUGGGCCGAGGAGGGAGUAGAAGAGCUGACACCGUCCAUUCGGAGAUGGAUUUUCUUCGGAACUUCGUUCCUCGACAUCAUUACACCCUGCUUCACGUACGGUUUUAUUUUGAUCGGUCUGACGACUAUCGUCACAGUGCUGAUCAAGACGUAUAAUAGCCCGGUGUUGGCGCACGAGACGAUCGAGCUGGGCAGGAGGACCAUUAGGAGAGGCUCGUCCUUCCUGAUUGCCGGCCAGCACCGACUGAUGGCCGGUAGGGAUUCUUACAUCCUGCUGAGCAACGACAUUGACGAGAAACAAGACGUCAUAGAGACUUGACGGAGCUGGCUAGGUAAAUGUAUGUGUUAACUUUAGCUGUCUUACUCGCAGCGCAAAUGUAAUUAAUGACGCCUAAUUUCGUUUGUGUCGACGAUUCUAUUCAUCUUGACGUUAUGACAAAUGACACAUCGAUCUGUUGCGAAGAUGUGUCUACCGUUGCUUAUUCGUCGCGAAACAACACAAAAUUGUCUCGAGAAAUCUAGAAUUGUACAGAUGAAUAGAACGUACAUGCAUACUCAAGGAUCUCAUGAACUCGAUCAACAUCAAGAGAGUCUGAAAGGUGUUUAGGAUUUAAUUCUUUCAUUAUGACUCGUUUUCUUGAUGCAGAAAAAAAAAACAAUAAAGUAUUUAUUGUAUUGGCUUCUUUCAUAUAUCAUGAGUGUUAUAUACCUUAGAAUGAUUAAUAAUUUCUUCAAAUUCAUGGGACAUAUGUGGGUCAUUGAAUGAAAGACAGAGGGUAGUAUCUACAAAAAACUUUGGUACUUGCGACACAUAGUAUUUGGGAUUUCAGAAAUUUAGACUCUGAAUAAUCUAGAAUUCGCGAGGGAUACAGAGUUUGCACGUGGAAUAUAGAAAUCGCUCGUUGAGAUCGUCCGCGACAGACUUGUACGAUCUUUUUCACACUUGCCACACGAAGGAUCACACGGGCCCUUUCACUUAAUUUAGGAUUUAUAUGACUUUACGAUUCUUCACCAAACACUCGCUCAUUAGCAUAACUUUUACAGGGUGAUAGGAUUUAAUGUAUACAUAAAUUAAGAAUAUAAACCUCGAAGAGCUCGACGAAAGAUUGCAAGAACUUACGCACGUGUGCGUGCGUAUCAUCUAGCGAGUGGUCAUUGAUCGAUUUUGUCCUAAAAUCGAUUAAGGCUAGGCGUCAUUAAUUAAUUAAUUGCGACUUUCUCUUAAAAGUAUCGGAAAAGUAUGUACCUGCGCAGUGUGUGUGUAUGUGUAUGACAAGACACGGCGUAACCUAACACGUUUUCUUCGACUGUAUACACCAAAGUCUCCCCGUUGGCGCUCAAAAAGAGUCAUUAAACUGAUUAGGACUAUGUGAAUUGAUGUUUAAUAUUUAUGUAAAAUAACUUAUACGAAAAAAAAGAAAAUCAUCCGUCAUUUCAUGUAAAUUUAAUCGAUCGUAAUCGACGAAGAGCUCCCUGUAUCGUCGCGAGAUUUAAAUUCGCCAAAGAAUUUCUGAUCUUUCGCAAUGCAUGAGAAUAGACGACAUGAUCGUUAUAAUAUUUCAUAGCUAUAUCAAAUUACGAUGUCACAAGAUAUGUAUAUGCGUGCAUGCGUGAGUUUCCUAUCAAUUAAAAAGAAAAAAAAGAAAAAAGCAAUAUGACGGUUUUAAACACGGGGAUAUUGCUGGUCGCGCCAAUCAGGGGUCUGCCUAAACUUUUCUUUUUUUUUUUUUCGGUAUCACGAAGGAUUCCAGGAUAUCACAUUGAGUAUGUAAUUAUGUGUCUGUGAUUCCGUCCUUAUUUAUACAUAAUGUGGAAUUUGCGUCUAAAGGGACUCAACUCUCAACUCGUGUCCCACUCGUGCUUGGCCAUAAUCUAGUGCAAUAUUAGUGAUCUUACGUUAAGUAUACUAUAAAUACAAUAAAACAUCGUUAUCAAUGCACAACAAACAUUUUCGAUUAGGAAUGAGGUCAAUUGCUUUAACGUUAACUACGCGUAGGUAUAGAAAUAUUCAUACCAAUCGUCCGUCGAAGCGCAGGACGAACGAACACGGAGAAG